Molecule: messenger RNA, 3001 nt
Organism: Rhineura floridana
Lineage: Eukaryota; Metazoa; Chordata; Lepidosauria; Squamata; Rhineuridae
Gene: SH3GLB2
Product: SH3 domain containing GRB2 like, endophilin B2
Exons: 11
Coding region: 237-1451 (404 amino acids)
Biological process (GO): membrane organization
Cellular component (GO): cytoplasm; membrane
Molecular function (GO): protein binding
Source: RefSeq, a predicted model, not a curated record
GCGCUGAUGGGCGCUCGGAGGGAGGGGAAAGGGGGGGUUGGAUGCGCUCGAGGCCCGCCCUCCUUGGCGAGUUCUUCCUCGGUUCCCCUCCUCCCAAGAGCAGCAGCUUUCCAGCAGAGCAGGUGGGUGGAGAGCGCAGCUGAGCAGGGAAAGGCGGAGACGGAUGCUCUGGAUCUGGGCGAGCUCAGUCGCCUCGCCUCGGCGCUCUCGCUCUCUGCCUUUGUGGGGGCUUCCAAAUGGAUUUCAACAUGAAGAAGCUGGCCUCCGACGCGGGCGUCUUCUUCACCAGGGCUGUCCAGUUCACAGAAGAGAAGUUCGGUCAGGCCGAGAAGACGGAGUUAGAUGCACACUUUGAAAACCUUCUGACCCGAGCCGACAGCACCAAGAACUGGACGGAGAAGAUCUUGCGUCAGACUGAAGUCCUGCUGCAGCCAAAUCCUAGUGCCAGAGUCGAAGAGUUCCUUUAUGAGAAGCUGGACCGGAAAGUUCCCUCCCGAGUCACCAACGGGGAGCUCCUGGCGCAAUAUAUGAUCGAGGCGGCCAAUGAUUUUGGCCCUAGUUCUCCCUAUGGGAAGACCCUCAUCAAAGUUGGCGAAACGGAGCGGCGCCUGGGCGGGGUGGAGCGGGACUUCAUCCACUCCGCCUCCAUCAACUUUCUGAGUCCCCUGCGCAACUUCCUGGAAGGAGACUGGAGGACCAUUUCGAAGGAGAGACGGAUCUUGCAAAACCGUCGCCUGGACCUAGACGCUUGCAAAGCCAGGCUGAAGAAAGCAAAGGCAGCAGAAGCCAAAGCCGCGGCUGUGCCUGACUUUAACGAGACUAGACCACGUAAUUACAUUCUCUCCGCCAGCGCAUCAGCGCUUUGGAGUGACGAGGUGGAAAAAGCAGAACAUGAGCUGCGACUGGCCCAGACGGAAUUCGACCGGCAGGCAGAAGUGACUCGCCUCCUCCUGGAGGGGAUCAGCAGCACGCAUGUCAAUCACCUGCGCUGUCUCCACGAGUUUGCUGAAGCUCAGGCCACGUACUAUGCCCAGUGCUACCAGUAUAUGUUGGACCUCCAGAAGCAGUUGGGCAGGCUUCCUGGAACAUUUGUGGGCAAUGCGGAGUCCACCUCCCCUCCGCCAGCCACCGCCUCCCCCACUGCCACUGCUGCCGGCACUGGCCCAGCCGUGCCCACCAUUCCAGUGGUGCCCACCGUCGUUGGAGCCCCCAACUCUGCCCCUGCUGUUGAAGCAUUGAACCCCAGCGAUGUGAAGCCCCCAGCCAGCGGGACGCGGAAGGCCCGGGUCCUCUAUGACUAUGACGGAUCCGACAGUACGGAGCUCUCCCUGCUUUCGGAUGAGAUGAUCACUGUGUACAGUCUCCCAGGGAUGGAUCCAGACUGGCUCAUAGGAGAGAGAGGCAAUAAGAAGGGCAAGGUCCCGGUGACCUACUUGGAACUGCUCAGUUAAGCUCUCCUGGGGAGGAGGACUCUCCAAGCAAGUCGUACCCUCCCUGUGUCCUGACCUAUUUUUAUUUUUUAAGAGGCUGCUGACCUCUUCAUCCGAGACCAUUUUGCUCUCUUCAGGGUCAGAUUUUUUUCUCACCUUGUUUGGAUUAAGGCACAGAAGUGGUGGCGGUGGGAGUUGCUCCGCUUUUUCCGAGGUUCCCAAGAUUGAAUCUGUCACCCGUUCACACCAUUGGCUUUUGAAAUUUGGGGAAAAUGUGCAUUGGGAUCCCCUCUACAGUCUAAACCCUCUACUGCACUAUUUUUGGGUCAAACAAAGUGGACUUUCUAGAAGUCAACUGCAUCAGACUAUCUCCCUCUGCCUGUUGCUUUACUAAUGGUUCUUGACUCUCAUUUUUUUGUCUCCUAUAGCCAUAUUAUAUAUUCUACUAAAGGCAGGAAUGUGGUGGCUUAUUGCCCCUUUCAAGCUAAGCCUUCAAUUCCCCUGGCAUACAUGAAUGUUUUAAUGAACUGCCAGCCAACAGGGAAAAGAAUGAGCUUUAGCGAUCCCACUGAAUCACUUAGAGCCUCUUAGAAGGUAAAAUUCUCUGAUUUCCCAUUUUUCUUUUAGGUUCCACCCAACAAUUGAUGUAGAGGGAAUGCCAAUGAAAGUGAGACAAAACCCACAAGGGAUGAAGGGGUAGCGAACAGCCUUGGUCUGGCUGAAUGGUUUAAAACUCUUUAGGUGUUGUUUCUAAGUUUAUUCAUCUCUCUCCUAUUGCAAGAGAACAUUCUGCCUUUCGAUAAACUCCAUUGAUCAUUCCCACGUACCUGUUAAACUGGCAAGGCUUGAUGGGGUGAGUCUUUUAAUCAUAGAUGACCAAUCAUUUUCUCAAAAUGUUUUGAGAAACUGUCUCAUCUUGGGCUGCUUGUCUCUUCUAUUCCAACUUGCAUACCCAACAGUGAUAAGGAUGGUGUAAUGGGGAAAGGCAUUCUGCAGCAGCAGCAGCUGAUCCUUACUUGGGGCUUCCUCUAGCUCUCUCACCUGGCCCAGGUACUGAGUAAGCCAUAUUUCUUUCUCUGGAGGCAAGAACCAGUCUGAGCAAAUGUACUUUUCUUUUUCAAGGACAGAGCUUAGUACCAAUAAACCCUCCAUCAGCUGCAACUGGGCAGACCCUUCUUGGCUGGCUUCUUUUGUGCUUUGAACUUUUUUCUCCUGAGCCUUUGUGGUUUAAUCCUGAUGUAAUGGAUUCCAAGCACUUCCAUGUGAUUGACUUUUGCCAAUUAAACAUCUAGCCUGCACUUUUCUCUGACUUGGCUCUCUUUGGUGGGCGUCAUUUCUCUCUCUCACCCCAGCUCCAAUUUACAGAAGGUCAUACAUCAAACUAGAGCUCAGAUUCUUAUAAGGACACUGCUUGCGUUAUCUUUAAGUGGCAAAUCAGAAUUCUGAUGGGUAUAGGAAUCCUGCCCUGAAGAGGCUGAGCGCUAGGUGUAAAAAGCAAUUAUUUCACUUUGGCUAGGCAUAUUUUGAAGGCCCCUUGUGAGAAAGGAGGCUAAACUAGUGGUCAGGCUUAU